AUGAGAGUGGCAGGGGUGGCUGCUGGUGUCAGCGGGCUGACAGCCACCAAGUGCUGCCUGGAUGAAGGGCUGGAGCCCACCUGCUUUGAGCAGAGCCAGGACAUCGGGGGGCUCUGGCGCUACACGGAGCACGUUGAGGGCAGGCGGGCAAGCCUCUACCCGUCGGUCAUCAGCAACACCUCGAAGGAGAUGUCUGCAUUCUCUGACGUUCCCUACCCUGAGGAUUUCCCAGUGUUCCUGCCCAAUGCUCGACUCCUGGAUUAUCUCCGGCGCUAUGCUGAGCACUUCAGGCUCCAAGAGCACAUUAAGUUUGGGAUCACUGUUGUCAGCAUCCGGAAAUGCUCCGACUUUGCCACCACAGGCCAGUGGGAUGUGGUUACAGAGAAGGAUGGGAAACAAACACUGCACAUCUUCGAUGCUGUUAUGGUUUGCAGUGGAAAUUUCUACGAGCCUUCCCUCCCCUUGCACUGCUUUCCUGGCAUUGAGAGAUUCCAAGGCCAGUACUUUCACAGCCGGCAGUACAAGCAUCCUGAUGUGUUCCAGGGGAAGCGUGUCCUCGUGGUUGGCAUGGGCAAUUCCGGAGUGGACAUCGCAGUGGAGGCCAGCCGUGUAGCUACAAAGGUGACCAUUAGCACCAGCCGAGGCGCCUGGGUGCUCAGCCGCGUGUUUGACCACGGCUACCCAUGGGACAUGGUUUUCAACACUCGCCUUAUGAGCUUGGUCAGAAACAGCCUUCCUGGACUCCUUUCAAGGGGGCUGGUCAACUACAAGGUGAACCAGCGGUUCAAUCAUGAAAACUAUGGCCUUCAACCAGAAAAGAGCUGCCUGGUACGGGAGCCUGUGCUGAAUGAUGACCUUCCAAGCUACAUCCUGACAGGGAGGAUCACCAUAAAACCGGGCGUGAAGGAGUUCAAGGACACCUCAGUUGUCUACCAUAAUUGCCCUGAGGAGGAGCCUGUCGAUAUUGUUGUCUUCUGCACAGGCUACAACGUUUCCUUCCCAUUCCUAGAAGAAGAAGUUGUCAAGGUGGAAAACAAGCACGCAUCCCUCUACAAAUACGUGUUCCCAACCCACCUGCAGAGGCCCACCCUGGCCAUCCUUGGGCUGAUCAGACCAUUAGGAGCCAUCAUGCCUGUGACAGAGAUGCAAGCACGCUGGGUGACCCAUGUCUUCAAAGGCUUGUGUCAGUUGCCUCCUCAGUCUGUCAUGGAGAAGGAAGUAAACGAAAAGAAGAAAAACCAAGUGAAAAGGUUCGGUCUGUCCUAUGACGAAGUCCUCAAAACCGACUGCAUAGUCUACACAGACGAGCUCGCCUCCUUCAUUGGUGCCAAGCCCAGUGUUCUGGGGCUCCUCUGCAGAGACCCCCGACUGGCCCUCACAAUUUUCUUUGGUCCCUGCACCCCUUACCAGUACCGGCUGGGGGGUCCUGGGUGCUGGGAGGGGGCACGUCAAGCCAUCCUCACCCAGUGGGACCGUACCCUGAAGCCCACGAGAACAAGAGUCCCUGCUGGUUCCUGCAGCCCCUGGCCUUCUCUCCUGACUGUGGUGGGGUUCCUCCUGCUCUUGGCUGCUCUGUUUUUUGGUUUCCAGUAG
Molecule: messenger RNA, 1593 nt
Organism: Chaetura pelagica (chimney swift)
Lineage: Eukaryota; Metazoa; Chordata; Aves; Apodiformes; Apodidae
Gene: FMO1
Product: flavin containing monooxygenase 1
Exons: 9
Coding region: 1-1593 (530 amino acids)
Molecular function (GO): flavin adenine dinucleotide binding; NADP binding; N,N-dimethylaniline monooxygenase activity
Source: RefSeq, a predicted model, not a curated record